This is a messenger RNA of Glycine soja, 3646 nucleotides long. RefSeq names its product methionine S-methyltransferase-like. Lineage: Eukaryota; Viridiplantae; Streptophyta; Magnoliopsida; Fabales; Fabaceae. The record is from RefSeq and is a predicted model, not a curated record. Gene Ontology annotation, molecular function: methyltransferase activity; pyridoxal phosphate binding. The coding region runs from base 172 to 3447 and encodes 1091 amino acids. Gene Ontology annotation, biological process: biosynthetic process. The transcript has 12 exons.
UUAAACGCGACAGAAAAGAAAGGGUCGUAUGAAUGUGAUGCUGAGUGUCAGAUUCACAGUCUCUAUCGCCUCGCACGCCUCUAACUAACUGAAUUCAUUACUCUGACUCUUUCAUUGUUGUCUUAUCAUUCCUUCAUUCUCUCUCUCAGAACUCAGAAGGAAUUAGGAAAAAUGAGUUGGAUGUCGGUAGAUGAGUUCCUGGUGCAGUGCAAGAAGUCAGGAGACGCUGCCUACGCCUCCUUGCGGUCGCUGCUGGAGCGCCUAGACAAUCCCGAGACCCGUUCUCAGGCUCGGAUCUUUCUUUCCCACCUUCAGAAGCGUUUUCCCACCAAGGACUCCUGCGAUCAAUGCUUUGAAACCUACCAUUUUCGCAUCGAAGAUGUUUCCUUGGGCCAAUACGAGGGGCAUCACGGGAGAAACAAAUUGACUAUGAUGGUCAUUCCAAGCAUUUUUCUCCCCGAAGACUGGUCCUUCACUUUUUACGAAGGCAUUAAUAGACAUCCAGACUCCAUUUUCAAGGAGAGGACUGUUGCCGAGUUAGGUUGCGGAAAUGGAUGGAUUUCCAUUGCCAUGGCCGAGAAGUGGUUACCAUACAAGGUCUAUGGCCUUGAUAUCAAUCCUAGAGCGGUCAAGGUUUCCUGGAUAAACUUAUACUUGAAUGCUUUAGAUGAAAAUGGCCAGCUAAUCUAUGACGAGGAGAAUAAAACUUUGCUGGAUAGGGUAGAGUUCCAUGAAUCUGAUCUUCUAUCCUAUUGCAGGGAAAAAGACAUUCAACUUGAAAGAAUUGUUGGAUGCAUACCUCAGAUUCUUAAUCCAAAUCCAGAUGCAAUGUCUAAGAUGAUAACAGAAAAUGCAAGCGAGGAAUUCCUGCAUUCAUUGAGUAAUUAUUGUGCACUUCAGGGUUUUGUGGAGGACCAAUUUGGCUUAGGUUUAAUUGCUAGGGCAGUUGAGGAGGGGAUAGCAGUAAUCAAACCAACUGGAAUUAUGAUCUUUAAUAUGGGGGGCCGCCCAGGUCAAGCUGUUUGCAAACGAUUGUUUGAACGUCGAGGUUUUCGCAUUACAAAGCUUUGGCAAACUAAAAUCAUUCAGGCUGGUGACACCGAUAUUGAAGCCUUAGUUGAGAUUGAGAAGAACAGCCCACACCGUUUUGAGUUUUUUAUGGGACUUUCUGGAGAUCAGCCUAUUUGUGCAAGAACCGCGUGGACUUACGGAAAGUCUGGUGGCAGCAUUUCCCAUGCUUUAUCAGUAUACAGUUGUCAACUUCGUCACCCUAACCAGGUUAAAGCUAUUUUUGAUUUUCUAAAACAUGGAUUUCAAGAGAUCGGCAGCUCCCUCGAUUUGUCUUUUGAGGACGAUUCUGUUGCUGAUGAGAAGAUUCCUUUCCUUGCUUAUCUUGCAAGCAGAUUAAAAAAUAAUUCUUAUUUUCCGUAUGAGCCACCAGCUGGUAGCAAACAUUUCCGUAAUCUCAUAGCAGGAUUUUUGAAGACUUAUCACCAUAUUCCACUCACUUCUGAUAAUGUUGUCAUUUUUCCUUCAAGGACUGCAGCAAUUGAGCAUGCUCUUCGCUUGUUCUCACCUCGCCUUGCAGUUGUUGAUGAACAUCUGACUCGACACUUACCUAGGCAGUGGUUAACAUCUUCAACCCUUGAGAAGAAUGCAGGAACUAUAGACUCUUUAGAUGAUACGAUGAUGGUAAUUGAAGCCCCUCGGCAAUCAGACUUAAUGAUAGAACUAAUAAAGAAAUUGAAGCCUAAAGUGGUGGUGACUGGGAUUGCUCAUUUUGAGGCUGUUACUAGUUCAGCUUUUGUGCACCUUUUAGAUACAACACGAGACAUUGGAUCUCGUCUUUUCUUGGACAUAUCAGAUCACUUUGAGCUAUCUAGCCUUCCUGGGUCAAAUGGGGUCCUGAAGUAUCUUUCAGGAACUCCUCUGCCCUCUCAUGCAGCAAUUAUAUGUGGACUGGUAAAGAAUAAGGUUUAUCCGGAUUUAGAAGUAGCUUUUGUCAUUUCGGAAGAAGAAUCCCUCUUGAACGCCUUGUCCAAAACUGUUGAAUUACUAGAAGGCAAUACUGCAUUAAUUAGUCAAUACUAUUAUGGCUGUAUUUUUCAUGAGCUUCUUGCUUUUCAGCUUGCCGACCGGCAUGCACCUGCCAAGAGAAAUUGUGAGAAUGUCAAAUCAGUUGAUAUGAUAGGAUUUGCUAGAUCAGCCACAUCUGUCCUUAGUAAUGCUGAGUUAUCUAUUGAUGGGGUAGAGAAUGAGUCCCUAAUCCACAUGGACGUUGAUCAAAUCUUCUUGCCUGUUCCAUCUCCUGUUAAGGCAGCUAUUUUUGAAAGUUUUGCUAGACAAAAUAUGUCUGAAUCAGAAACUGAUGUCACAGCAAGCAUCAAAGGAUUUGUCAAGAGUAACUAUGGUUUUCCAACUGAUAGCAGCACCGAAUUUAUAUAUGCUGACAAUUCAAAGGCUCUUUUCAACAAGCUGGUCCUCUGCUGCAUCAAAGAAGGUGGCACCCUUUGUUUUCCAGCCGGAUCAAAUGGGAACUAUGUUUCGUCUGCCAGAUUUUUGAAAGCUGACAUAGUGACAGUACCUACCGAUGUCAAUGUAGGAUUUAAGUUCACAGAAAAGACACUCACUGGAAUUCUUGGGACUGUGAAAAACCCAUGGGUGUAUAUUUCUGGUCCUACAGUCAAUCCAACUGGCUUAAUUUAUAGCAACAAUGAGAUGGUAGAAAUUUUAAGCACUUGUGCUAGAUUUGGUGCAAGAGUUAUAAUUGACACUGCAUCCUCUGGUUUGGAAUUUGACUGUGAAGGCUGGGGUGGCUGGGAUAUAGAGGGGUGUUUGUCUAAAUUGAAUUCAUCAAUCAAGCCAUCGUUCUGUGUGUCUCUUCUUGGAGGACUAUCUCUUAAGAUGCUCAAUGGUGUUCUCAGAUUUGGCUUUCUUAUUCUAAACCAGCCUAUUUUGGUUGACACGUUUUAUAGUUAUCCAGGAUUAAGCAAACCUCAUACUACUGCUAGAUAUGCUACAAAGAAAUUGCUGGAACGUAGAGAGCAGAAACCAUCAAGCCUAUCAGAUGCUAUUGUUGAACACACACAGAUAUUGAAAACUAGGUCCAAGUGCUUGAAAGAGGUUCUUCAAAAAAGUGGGUGGGAUGUGCUUGAAUCGUGUGCGGGUGUGUCUGUUGUGGCCAAGCCCUCUGCCUAUCUCAACAAGACUAUUAAGCUGAAAAUUUCACUUGAAGGUGAAGCAAGCCACGGAAGUGCCACUAAGGAAAUAAAGCUCGAUGACUCUAAUAUCAGGACUGUCAUUCUCAAAGCCACUGGAUUAUGCAUCAAUAGUGGGUCAUGGACUGGAAUUCCUGGAUACUGUCGGUUCAAUAUUGCACUCGAAGAAAAUGAUUUCAAAAAAGCAUUGGAUUGCAUUCUAAAAUUUAAAGAAGUCGCACUGGGUUAAAACUUCGUGUUUUGAUUCCAUUCGUUGUAUGUCAUUCUUUUGAUCUUCUGUUUUCACUGUUUUGGGGGUAAGUUUCUUAUUCCUCCUAUAUGCACGGUUCAACAGAAAUAAUUGAUCUUUCAUAAUCUGAGUGCGCAAUAAUGUUUUGUGAUGUAAACUUUCUCAGUUCAAAUUAUAAUGAAAUUGUUUUCUCUAUCUA